UCUUGUUUUGUACAGAAUACACACGCCGCCGCCGUGUAAGACCCUGUGAUUUUUUCACCUCUUUGUGCGUAAAAUUCGCGAGUCUUCCUCGACAUAAAGCUACGUUUUUUUUGUUUUUUUAUUUUAUGUAUUAUAGUUUCGUGUGUCAAGGGUGUAGCCCAACUAUGGGUAUGGUGGUUCUUCCUCGAACGAUUUUGCAAUGACGCGGCACCCCAACUCACGAAGUCUGGACUCGCAGUGAAAAUUGGAUCUUACGAAUAAUUUGACCAGCAAUUCAUGGAUAUUCCAGAUGACAAUUUUUACCGUGAUGAAUGAAGAAAUGUUUGUAUUCAUGGAUGGAGACUUUGAUACGAUAUGGAGGUAGAUAUACUGAUAAAGAUUGUAAUCUCGCUGAUCUACUACCGCCUCAUCCUGCAUCAACCUGCUGCUGCCCAACUGAUACGCGACACAAGAUGUUUUCUCGAGAACGGGGCAACAGCGGCCCACCUUUUCGUCGGAGAAGAGCUGGAGGUCGGCGGAGUCGUCGGUGCGAUCGGCGUGAUUGGGGAUCCUGUGAUUCCUGGGGAUCUGGGAUCCAAGGGAGAUAUUGAGCUGCGGUUGCAGGAGAAGGAUAGCCCAGUAGCAAUUUAUCCCGGGUCAAAGAAUCUCACCCUCACCAGGCCAUUGGAUAAGGAGGGUGUCCAGGGACCGGCCAGUGUUUAUGUCAACGUUAUUUGUGAAAGGAGACGAACUCUCGAUCCGGGUUUCGUGAUACCGGUAAAUAUACGAGUGACGGACGCGAACGACAAUGCUCCACAAUUCGUCAAUGCGCCUUACGUCCUUAACAUUUCCGAGGUGACGGUCGUCGGCACGAGAGUGCUUCAAGGUGUUCGAGCGAUCGACGGGGAUCAACCAGGCCCAUACUCGACGGUCGAGUAUACCGUACUGCCAGGACCGCACGCGGACUACUUCGUGUUUGUAAACGCUCUGGAAGGCACUCUGGUAUUGCGCAAGCCACUGGACUACGAGACACUGAGCAACUUUUCCGUUGGAAUUCGAGCCCAGGACCAAGGCAACCCCCCGCAGUCGACGGAUACGGCCCUUCGGGUGAACGUGAUCGAUGCCGAUGACCAAAAUCCAGCCUUCCUAAACGACCAAUACAAGAUCACUGUACCAAUCGGAGAAAAAAGCGGGACGACGUUGGGAGUGGAACCAGCGGCGAUACGGGCCGUGGACCAGGAUACCGGGAUCAAUUCGCCGGUUCGCUACACGCUUCAAGGGGGAGCCGUUUCGUUCCUCUCACUGAACCCGGGGACGGGGGACGUGGUGCUCACCAGAAGCCUGAGGGACCACGAGGUCGUCGCACCCACGACGCUGGUGAUAAAGGCGACCCAGGUUGACAAUCCGGAUCGAUACGCUCUGGCAACUGUCGUCGUCGCCCGGGAGGGAGGACUCGGCGCCGGACCCACAGCCGGUGGACGACUUCCGGUGAGAUUCGUACUGAAGGACUACCAGGCUUGUAUCCCGGAAAACACACCGCCAGGAAGCAUUCUCCUCACAGCGGGCGUUAACAAAAUAGACCCGAACUUGAGGUUCUGGCUGGUCGGGGCGGGCGAGGAUCUCGAGAGGUUCGCCAUCACAAGAUCCGGUGAGCUCAUCCUGAAGGGUACCCUAGACUACGAGCGUCGGAUACAGCACAGCUUCCGGGUUCACGUGACGGACGGGCACCACAACGAUACAGCGAGAGUGAACGUCUCAGUCGAGGACGUCAACGAAUGGGAGCCAAGGUUCCGUCAUCCAAGGUACGAGCUUCAUGCGAGGAGUCUCCGUCAAGGUUCUAUUAUAGGAAGGCUUGAGGCAGCAGACGGGGACAGAGGGGACAGGGUCUCGCUUUCGCUGAGAGGGCCAGACGCGAGAUCUUUCGAGAUUCGGGACAACGGAGAACUGAUACUGAGGUCGUCAGGCCCUUUCAAUGGGACAACGGCUCGACUGGUCGCCAUUGCCUCGGACUCAGGUCGGCCACCGAGGUCCAGCAUGGUGCCAGUAAUCGUUCAUCUUCCGAACACCGGUUCCCUGCCAAUUGCCGCAAGGGCCGCACCUGCCUGGCUCGGAAGUAGCGUCCUUCUCGUCGCUGUUUUUGGCGCGGUCUUGGGGCUUCUGGGCGUCGUAAUACUCGUCCUCAUACUAUACAUAUACAAGCACAAACGACCGAAGAGUAGCAAUUCGGUCAGCUCGUCGGGUUCGGGGUAUCGGGACAAAUCGCCAAUUCCCUCGGCGCUGAGUCCGACGCCCCGGGUGCUAGCUGCCAGUGCGUUACGGGACGCGUCGGAAGGCCGCGGUGUUGCUAAAGGGACAAACGACGUGGACAACCCGGUCUUCGGCGACGACAAUGACAGCAACUACACAGCAACAAUUAAAAGUGUCACCUCGGCGCGACAGAUGCCCCAGGUCUGCGCAAGGCACAAGGUAGCUCCGAUGGUCUUGCCCCCUGUGGCCCCAAACCUGGCAGCCAUCAGCCACAUUCCGAACCUCGGUAGUCUCGUGCACAACAUAAACAACCUUGCAGGCAGCGGUCUUCACCGCGGCAACGCGAGCUCGGUCAACGACUCCUCGAACUACUCUGCCGAUCCUCCGGAUUCGCUGCAGGCUCCAGUGUCCGCCUGGCCCGCGGGUUCCAUGUCCCGGAGGGUGAAGAAACUGUCCUGGGACGACGACGACGUCGACGAGGCCGACGAGGGCGAUAACGACGGUCACAAUAAUAACAACAAUAAGCAUAGGAUCAACGACGCCGACAAGGCUGUAGACAGUGUCGAAGUUGCGCCGGAUGUCAGAAAACCUGGAAACGGUAUCAACGGUAGUGAGCAACUUAAUCUGACCGUGUACUUUUGAACACCAUGUGACAGCUUAAUUGCAGUCUCUCACCUCGACGAAGACACAUAUACGGAAUUAUUAUAAUGAAACUAAAGACUUUAUAUUGUAUAUUUAUGAUUACUAUAUACUGAAUAAAUUGUACCUACAUGUACUCAACGAA
Neodiprion fabricii is the source of this 3010-nucleotide messenger RNA. RefSeq names its product protocadherin Fat 4 (gene Cad96Cb). The coding region runs from base 355 to 2868 and encodes 837 amino acids. Gene Ontology annotation, cellular component: catenin complex; adherens junction; plasma membrane. Gene Ontology annotation, molecular function: calcium ion binding; cadherin binding. NCBI's taxonomy places the organism in Eukaryota, Metazoa, Arthropoda, Insecta, Hymenoptera, Diprionidae. The record is from RefSeq and is a predicted model, not a curated record. Gene Ontology annotation, biological process: cell morphogenesis; multicellular organism development; calcium-dependent cell-cell adhesion. The transcript has 18 exons.